UACAGUCGGACAUUGUCAACCUUGAAUCGGUAAAACUAUUAUUUAACAGGACUGGAGGAAAUAUGAGUGAUAACGUUGACGUUUCAGAUUUGAAAUCAAAUGCAUUGAAAUUAAAAGUUGAAAGCGAUCUCACCUGUAGACUGAGGAUGCACGUGGGCAAGAGGCAGUAUGACGCGUACGGUAAAUUAUUCAACCUAAGCGACCAUCUGAUGAUACACCGGUGGAAGCAUAGGGGCGAGAAUCCGUUCAAAUCUGACGUGUGUGACAAGUCAAUCAGUCAAAGAAGCACACUGACCGAACACUAUCGAACUGACACGAGAGAAAAACCGUUUACCUGCGAAGUUUGCCAAAAAUGGUUCCAUAACAUGGGUAAUUUGAUAAGGCACCGGUUAAUACAUACGGGGGAGAAACCGUACCGCUGUGAUGUGUGCGACAAGUCGUUCAGGCAAAGAAGCACACUGACCGUACAUCAGCGGACGCACACGGGAGAAAAACCGUUCCUCUGCGACUUUUGCGUCAAAAAGUUCAAUAAUAACGGUGAUUUGAUAAAGCAUCGACGGACACAUACGGGUGAGAAACCGUUCAGGUGUGAAGUGUGUGUCAAGUCAUUCAGUCAAAAAAGCACACUGAACGCACACUGGCGGACGCACACGGGAGAAAACCCGUUCCUUUGCGACGUGGUAAUUUUGUAAAGCGCCGGUUACUACAUA
Acyrthosiphon pisum (pea aphid) is the source of this 710-nucleotide messenger RNA. Its product is annotated as gastrula zinc finger protein XlCGF71.1-like. Gene Ontology annotation, biological process: embryo development; regulation of transcription by RNA polymerase II. NCBI's taxonomy places the organism in Eukaryota, Metazoa, Arthropoda, Insecta, Hemiptera, Aphididae. The coding region runs from base 63 to 692 and encodes 209 amino acids. The record is from RefSeq and is a predicted model, not a curated record. Gene Ontology annotation, molecular function: DNA-binding transcription factor activity, RNA polymerase II-specific; RNA polymerase II transcription regulatory region sequence-specific DNA binding. Gene Ontology annotation, cellular component: nucleus. The transcript has a single exon.